GCUCCUGUGUCCGCUCAGACGCGUCUCCAGCCCGGCUCCGUUUCCGUCCUCUCCCGCUGUCUCCGGUGCUUCAAACUUCUCCCGGAUCGCGGAUUAUUUGCACGGAUUAUACUUUUACCAUUGUGGAUAUACCGUUAAAAAAAAGCCCCGGAUGGUUGUGCGCGGCGCCACGGGACCCGGGCAGCCGGUCCCACCGCGGGAGCAUGGAGCGAGCCCGAGCUGCCUCUGAGCUCAGCCCCGAAACAUGCACCAGCGCCCGGCCGUGACUCAGCUAACGAGCCGGCUAGCAUUAGCAUCACGGAGCUCUCUGUUGGCUCUUUUUUCAACAGAUAACUUGUUAAAUCUUAAACAUAUAUAUAUUAUUUUAUCUACAAUUUAGUAUUUAAUGUACAGCCCUAAAGCUUAAGAUGCGAUGUUUGUUUUUCUUGUCUAAAGACCGAAGCCUCCAGGUUUGACACCGACCACAAGCUCCGAGCGUCGGCUCCCUGUCAGCUGAUGUCCCGGUUAGCAUUUAGCAUUCAUUUAAACUCUGCUCACUGCUUGCAACCAGAAAAACGGACCUGUCGUCUGUAAAGAUUCUCUAAUAUUUAUAACACGGUCUGGAUUAUUGAAUUUAUGAUUUUGAUUCAAUUUUCUGGGGGUGAUUUUUUUUACCGAGACGUUUGCUUGUUCUACCCGGGAAAGAGGCGCCAGAAGUCGGAUACCUGUCACUGUUCUUCCCGUGCUGCGGAAUCUGGAGGUGGAUGUAUAAAACAGUUUAUUUGAUCAGAUGGGGUUUAGUCCUCCGUAUCUGUCCCCAGGAGCCCGAGUGAACCGGGUUUAGGUUCCAGAGGACAGUGGACGGUGCUGGUUCCUCUCCCGGGCUCCCGGGCUGCUCCUCCCCGGGGACACUGCACAUUGACCGGACCGGUUCUGACGGAAAACCCGGGCCAUGGCGAACAUCAUUAAAGAGAUCGUGAGUCGGAACAAAAGGCGGUACCAGCUCGGGGACUUUGACCUGGACCUUACCUAUAUUUACCCAAACCUGAUCGCGAUGGGCUUCCCUGCAGAGAGACUGGAGGGAGUUUACCGAAACAACAUCGAUGACGUUGUGCGGUUUUUCAACUCGAGGCACAAAAAUAAUUACAAGAUCUACAACCUAUGUUCAGAGAGAAACUACGACCCAAACAAGUUCAACUGCCAGGUGGCGCAGUACCCGUUCGAUGACCACUCGCCCCCUCAGCUCGAGCUCAUGCGUCUCUUCUGUGAGGACUUGGACUCGUGGUUGGGGCAGGACGCUAAACACGUGGCGGCGGUGCACUGUAAGGCGGGCAAAGGUCGCACAGGGGUCAUGAUCUGUGCCUACCUGCUGCACCGCGGACAGUUCAGCACACCGGAGGAAGUGCUGGAGUUCUACGGCCAGGCGCGAACUACAGACCGCAAGGGCGUGACAAUCCCGAGCCAGCGCAGAUACGUGUCUUACUACAGUAUUCUCCUGAAGAACAGACUUCAGUACAAACCCACAGCUCUGCUCCUGCACAAGAUCCUCUUCCACACAGUGCCCAUGUUUACCAACGGCACCUGCAACCCUCAAUUCGUGGUGUUUCAGCUCAAAGUGAAGCUCUUCACCUCAAACUCUGCUCUGACCAAACGAGAAGACAAAAACCUCCAGAUGGACCUGCCCCAACCCCUGCCCCUGUGCGGAGACGUGAAGGUGGAGUUCUACCACAAGACCAGCAAGAUCACCAAGAAGGAGAAGAUGUUCCACUUCUGGUUCAACACGUUCUUCGUCCCAGAGCCUCCUCCGAUUGGACAGAACCAGGCGAACGGAGGGUCCCAACAGAAUAGGAGGAGAGGAGGAGGAGGAGGAGGUGGAGGAGGAGAGGAGGAGAGAGGUGAGGAGAGAGGAGAGAGCAGGGAGGAGCAGAGCGGCCUGGACUAUCUGACCCUCAGCCUCUGCAAACAAGAGCUGGACAAGGCCAACAAGGACCAGAGCCACCGGAACUUCUCACCGAACUUUAGGGUGGAGCUGUUCUUCACAAAGCCACAGGAAGACGGCGCCGGCUCCGACGCGGCCUCCUCCGUGACGCCGGACGCCAGCGACGCCGAGCUAGACCAGUACCACUACUCGGACACCACGGACUCAGACCAGGACUCAGACCCAGAGCCGGAUCUGGACCAGGACUUUCAGGUCUCCAGAGUUUGACCCACAGGACUCUAAACCCAGAAGGACUCCUGAGACUGGGGACGUUUGUUUUUUUUGGGGGGGGACAAUCAUAAAAAAUGUGCAGAACUUUUGGGUCAAACCAUAGACUGUAUAUAUAAAUGGACACAGCUAACCCGCUAGCCGCUACGUCCAAUUCACUUUCUAUUGAAAAACUGUCACCCCUGUCUCCGUAACCGCUGCUGUCAGGCUUGUCAUUCGGACCAUAAAAUAUUCCCGGGGGUUUUUAUUUCACAAUUUUAUCCCUAAAUCAAGAUAUGAACAUUAAUAACAGACAAAUCAGGCGCCUUCUUUCCGCGAGGUCGCUCCCGUUAGCGUUAGCAACAGGUUUGAUCGACAGCGUGUCAAACCAGCGGUGCGGGCAAGGAGGGGCGUUACCUUCAACAGCCUCGCUCCUGAUUGGCUCUUUGGUUGCUAUAAUACUCACACUUGCAGGCGGAAUUCCAAAUACAGCUCCAGAUUAGCAGCUAUAACCGCUAGCCACAAUGAGCUUCAUUUGGAGCUGAUUGCUGUGGGUAAUGUGACACUUCCUCAGUCCACUUCUUUAUACAGUCUAUGGGUUAAACGUUUUCCUGUAAAACCAAACCUGUACCUGUGCUGUGUCCCGUCGAACGUGCUCUCUGGACCGAAGUCCGGGACGAUAUUUAAAACCAAACCCAUUUAUAUUUGUGCUAUACUCCUGUACUCUGCUCAUGUAGGCUUCUUCAACCCUCUGCCGGUGGCCCGAGGACGACGCAGUUCAAAUCAGGCACAGAACAAUAGCUUCAAACAUCCGGACCAGUCUUGGCGAAGGAGUGUGGACUUUAAAAAAAAAAACCCAGAGGAGCACUUAUGGAUCCGCCUCCUGAUGAUGUCACAAGUUGGAACAGAGCGUAAAAAAAACCACAAAAAAAAAAAAAAACGCAACAUGUGUGAAUUAAACAAAACAAAACAACUCCAGGGAUGUUUCUGAGGAGGACACUACGUUAGAACAGGGUUUAAAGCCCCACUGCGGAACAUUUCCUCACAUUAGAACAGAGUUAAAGCCCACGCUGCGGAACAUUUCCUCACAUUAGAACACGGUUACAGACAGAUUAGGAGAUGUAAGUUUGAAUUGUCAUCGCAGAAUGUUUUUUUUGGUUGUGUCAUUUUCUCAGAAUAUUCCCGUAAAAGUCACGACCGGUUCAAAUCGUUUCUGGU
Molecule: messenger RNA, 3382 nt
Organism: Periophthalmus magnuspinnatus
Lineage: Eukaryota; Metazoa; Chordata; Actinopteri; Gobiiformes; Gobiidae
Gene: ptenb
Product: phosphatase and tensin homolog B
Exons: 9
Coding region: 932-2185 (417 amino acids)
Biological process (GO): phosphatidylinositol 3-kinase/protein kinase B signal transduction; phosphatidylinositol dephosphorylation; negative regulation of cell population proliferation
Cellular component (GO): cell projection; plasma membrane; nucleus
Molecular function (GO): phosphatidylinositol-3,4,5-trisphosphate 3-phosphatase activity; inositol-1,3,4,5-tetrakisphosphate 3-phosphatase activity; protein tyrosine phosphatase activity
Source: RefSeq, a predicted model, not a curated record